AUGUCCAAGCGCAUGCCCACACUGGACAGGAAAGAUGACAACGUAUUUGUCGCGACAUACAAGACCGACAGACAGGAAAGGUGGGGCCAGCAAAGGCUUGCUCUUUCGUCAUGUCUGCAUGCGAUUAUGGCCCGAAAGGGAACAAGUACGCUCUCAGCCGACUCAACCGAAUGCGCCUCUUUUUCCUCUUUGCCCCCCUCCCAUUCUCCCCUCCUCAUUCGCCCAUUCCACCCACUCGCUAUCACGUAA
This is a messenger RNA of Protopolystoma xenopodis, 249 nucleotides long. NCBI's taxonomy places the organism in Eukaryota, Metazoa, Platyhelminthes, Monogenea, Polystomatidea, Polystomatidae. The record is from the annotation of a GenBank genome assembly.